Molecule: messenger RNA, 1060 nt
Organism: Saitoella complicata NRRL Y-17804
Lineage: Eukaryota; Fungi; Ascomycota; Saitoellomycetes; Saitoellales; Saitoellaceae
Exons: 1
Coding region: 38-1060 (340 amino acids)
Biological process (GO): maturation of SSU-rRNA from tricistronic rRNA transcript (SSU-rRNA, 5.8S rRNA, LSU-rRNA)
Cellular component (GO): nucleolus; small-subunit processome
Source: RefSeq, a predicted model, not a curated record
ACCGGCUCGAAAUAACCCUGAUCAGUAAGUUCAGAAUAUGACAGACAACGAAUCCAGCGGCCCUUCGCCUCUCUUGGGCCUCUUGCGCAACCUCAACUCCUCGCUCGAGGCGACGUCCACCUCUCUCCCCACGCCUCCGUUUCCUGAGACCUCCUCCGGAAUCUCUCUUUUAUCGCUAAAGAACCACGCACUGCUUUCGUACCUUCACCAUCUGGUCUUCCUCAUUCUCAUCAAGCUCCGCAAUAAAUCAUUAAACGACGACGACGAUUGCCUCGGACAGGAUGUCCGCGACAAGUUGAUUGAAUUGCGUGUAAUUCUCGAGCGUGGAGUUAAGCCUAUGGAGGGGCGAUUGAGUUACAUGAUUCAGAAGGUUGUUCGCGCGGCGGACCGGUUGGAGGCGACAGGACUUGCGAAUGGAGACGCGAAGGAUAUCGUGUCGGCAGCGGGUGCUUUGGCGUUCAAGCCGAAUCCGUCAGCGUUGGUUUCUGGGAAGGACGAGGAAGGCGGUGCGGAGGCAGAGCGCUCAGAUGGUAUUUACCGCCCGCCAAAGAUCUCCUCUACCACUCUUCCGGCUUCCCUCGACCCUACCCGAGCAGAACGUCGACAACGCGCAUCGGCCAUGCAGAACGCGACUAUGCGCAACUUUAUCUCGGAAGAGCUUACGGAUGCACCUGUUGCUGAACCAUCGAUUGGUUCCACUAUCACUUCUCACAAGGGUCGCAUUAUGGCUGUGUCGGAUCGCGACAGAAAUGAGGACCGCCGUCGUAUGAAUUACGAAGAAGAGAAUUAUAUUCGUCUGCCGGCUAUGAGCAAGAAGGAGAUGUCGAAGAGGAAGGGACGGUCCCAGGAAAUCGGUUUCGGUGGUGAAGACUGGGGAGUCCUUGAUAGGUCUGUGUAUGACCGGACGGUUAAGAGCUCGAAGGAUAACGUUGUGGAGAGAUCGAGGAAGAGGACAGGAAAUGAGGGUGCUGAUCAAGAGGGCCCAGCUGCUGGAGAGAGGUUUGAGAAGCGGAGAAAGGUUCUUGCGGGGAGGAAGAGUGGGCGCGGUGGCCGUUCAUGA